AUGAGUACUAAAGAGAAAAUUGAAAUUGAUUCAUCAAUAAAAACCCCAAAAUCAUCAACAACAGUAACACCAACAAUAUCGAAAGAUGAAAUUUCCAAUAACAACAUAACCAAAAAAGAACCAGUAGUAAAUGAAAAAGAAAAGAAGAAAGAAGCAUUUAUAACAAGAACAAUAUGGACAUUAAUAAUGAUUACCUUCUUCUUCAUUAUAUUAGCAUCAGGUCAUUUACCAAUUAUAAUAAUGAUUUUAAUUUUUCAAUUUUUAACUUUCAAAGAAAUUAUUGCAUUAACUUCUGAGCCUGCAAGAGAUAAAAAUAUUCCUUAUAAUAGAUCAUUAAAUUGGUAUUUCUUGUUUACUACUUGGUAUUAUUUAGAUUUUCCAUCAUUAGCUGAUUUUUUCCAAGACAAGAUUUAUUCAAAUAAAAUUUUAACAUUAUUGGUUAUAAAUCAUAAAUUUGUAAGUUAUACUUUAUAUAUUGCUGGGUUUAUAUUUUUUGUUUGGACUUUAAAGAAAGGAUUUUAUAAAUUUCAAUUUGCUCAAUUAUGUGUUACUCAUAUGACUUUAUUGUUGGUUGUUUUCCAAGCUCAUUUAAUUAUUGCCAAUAUUUUACAUGGAAUCUUUUGGUUCUUUUUACCUUCUGCAUUAGUUAUUGUUAAUGAUAUUUUUGCUUAUAUUUGUGGUAUUACAUUUGGAAGAACUCAAUUAAUUGAAAUUUCCCCUAAAAAAACAGUUGAAGGAUUUGUUGGGGCUUGGAUAUGUACAGGUAUAGCAGCAGUUAUUGGUUCAUAUGUAUUAUCAAAAUCUGAUUAUUUAAUUUGUCCAGCCCAAAAUUUAUCAACUCAUUUAUAUAAUUAUCCGUUAUGUGAACCAAAUCCAGCUUUUAUACCACAAGUUUAUCAAUUACCUCAAAAUAUAAUUGAUUUAUUAGGUGGUAACAUUGAAGUUAUUACUUUUAAACCUAUAUAUUUCCAUGCAGCAAAUUUGGCAACAUUUGCUUCCUUAAUUGCACCAUUUGGUGGUUUUUUCGCAAGUGGGUUAAAAAGAGCAUUUGGUAUCAAAGAUUUUGGUGAUACUAUCCCGGGACAUGGUGGUAUAACUGAUAGAUUUGAUUGUCAAUUUUUAAUGGGUUCAUUCACUUACUUAUAUUAUCAAACUUUUAUAAGUAAUCAUAAUGUUAAUUUAGGUAAAAUCUUACAAAUGGCUAUUAUAAAUUUAAGUUUACCUCAGUUAGUUCAAUUAGUUAAAAGUAUAUUAAGAUAUUUAAAUAGAGAACAAGUUAUUGAUGAUGCAAAAUUGAAAGUUAUUUUUGAUUUAUUAGAAGUUUCAACUUAA
Lodderomyces jiufengensis is the source of this 1332-nucleotide messenger RNA. RefSeq names its product phosphatidate cytidylyltransferase (gene CDS1). Gene Ontology annotation, molecular function: phosphatidate cytidylyltransferase activity. The coding region runs from base 1 to 1332 and encodes 443 amino acids. Lineage: Eukaryota; Fungi; Ascomycota; Pichiomycetes; Serinales; Debaryomycetaceae. The transcript has a single exon. The record is from RefSeq and is a predicted model, not a curated record. Gene Ontology annotation, cellular component: endoplasmic reticulum membrane.